Messenger RNA from Penicillium waksmanii, 2385 nucleotides. RefSeq lists its product as uncharacterized. The record is from RefSeq and is a predicted model, not a curated record. Lineage: Eukaryota; Fungi; Ascomycota; Eurotiomycetes; Eurotiales; Aspergillaceae. Gene Ontology annotation, biological process: meiotic cell cycle. The coding region runs from base 1 to 2385 and encodes 794 amino acids. The transcript is spliced from 12 exons. Gene Ontology annotation, molecular function: RNA polymerase II transcription regulatory region sequence-specific DNA binding. Gene Ontology annotation, cellular component: nucleus.
AUGACAGAGAGAAGCGCAUCCGAGAAGACUGCCAAGUCUAAAGGCGACGCAGGGAGGGAUGCGCGCGCAAAGGACUCGCCAGCAGCAUCUGCGGUCAAGUCCGAAACCACUGGCUCCGGCAGUCAUUCCAGUUCUAAGAAGCGUCGUAAGGUCAAUCAUGGUGAGUUGUCGUUCGCGCGCGCAUGCGACAGGGAUUCGUCACCCUCCAAUCCCCCUCCUGCGCUUCUCCGUGGGAGUGACCGGCCUGUGUCUACUGUCGUCGCUCGGGAACCCACGAAACGACGUGAUCAAGACGAUUCAACCGCGGACGAGCCAGCCUCGUCCAAUAAUGAUCUGGUCAACGUUUCAGGCAUGCCUCAAAAUGUUGACGUCUCGGAUGCUGCCGGCCAGCAAAUCCUCCCCGACGGUGCGAUGGGAAUGCCGCCUUCCACAGUACAGCCGGCAAGCAUUACUUCGUCGGGCCAAGGUCUCAAUGCCACCCCUCAGCCCAUGAUGGCGUAUGACAAUUGGAUGGGUGGACAGAACCAGUUCCAAGACAUGCACUCUCUCCAUCCGUCGUACAUGUUCAAUGCGCCUGAGGUCACGAACGAAUACAACCUGCUUGGUGAUUUCCUUAGCAACAGUCUGUUGGACGACGGCGCGAUUUUCCCAGAUCAGAAUAUGAAUGAAAUAUACUCCGACCCCUCGUUGAUCAAUUCGAUGACCACGUUGAACGUGCCGAAUGGCAUCCAACCCUCGCAGCUUGCGCCACCUACACAGAGCCAGGCUCCACCUGGCGAUUCGAUCCAACGACCCACGUCUACUGUUGGAAACGACAAGGCCCGUGAGACAUACUAUAUGACUGCGGCAGACCCGUCAGGAUCAGACCCACCGGAAGAGCGCAUGAACAAGCUCCUCAAGGCAAAAUACGACGCUGGUCUGCUGAAGCCAUUCAAUUAUGUCAAAGGAUACGCCAGACUCAACCAAUAUAUGGAGAAGAAUAUGCACCAAUCAUCCCGGCAGAAGAUCCUCCGCCAGCUGGACAAGUUCCGACCGAAAUUCCGUGAGCGCAUGCAGAGCCUCACUGAUAUCGAAUUGAUUCUGGUGGAGAUGUGGUUCGAGCGCAGCCUGAUGGAGUAUGACCGUGUGUUUGCCAGUAUGGCUAUCCCCGCCUGCUGCUGGCGAAGAACGGGGGAGAUAUUCCGAGGAAACAAUGAGAUGGCGCAAUUGAUUGAUGUCCCGAUUGAAAGUCUGCGUGAUGGAAAACUUGCUAUCCAUGAGAUCAUCGUUGAAGACCAGCUUGUCAGCUACUGGGAGAAAUUCGGUGCCAUUGCCUUUGAUAACACACAGAAGGCAAUGCUCACCAGUUGUACUCUGAAGAGCCCGAAAUCUGACUCAACAGGCGAGGGAAUCCAAUGCUGCUUCUCGUUUACGAUCCGACGCGACAACCAUAACAUUCCCUCUAUGAUUGUCGCCCCCAACAUCAAUCUAACCAACUUCGUCAUGACAUCUCAUCCCAGUCCGCCAUCGGUUCAUGCGGCAAUCGGUAAGACCGAAUACUUUCCAUGCCAUAUCAAGAUCCUGAAGGUCGAAUUUGCAGCCGCACGUUCCUCGAUGGAGGCAGAUCAGCUGGACUCAGCGCUCAAGAUUCUUGAGGCCAGUGCACAGCGUCUCGACUCCUUGAAAAGCCCUGCUCGCUCGAUUGACCAAGCCCAACUGCAUGGCAUUGUUGCAGAGUAUUACAUGCUUCGAGUUCGCCUGGAGUUUCUCAAAUGUCGUCCUGAUAUCGCCGAUCAUUUAUUUGCGAGGGCCCCGAUAGGGAAUCGACUCGGAAACCGAGACCUCGUUAUCGAAACUUGCUACAAUGCUGGAAUCGACGCACUGGGAACCGACCUUAAUGCUGCCACCAUGUGGCUACAACGAGCUGUUGAGCAAGUCGAGUUGUCCAUCGCGAAGAUUGAGACAUCAUCCGGUGAUAUCGGGAUCUGGAAUAUUCGGUGCCGCGCGACACUUGUUCGUGCAUACCUUGCCACGAAGAACGUUUCUAGAAGGAAAGACAUCGAAAAGGAGAUGGAGAAUCUGAAGAGGAGCAACAGCGACGCCCUUUCCGUGAUGGUUCUUGAAAUUGAGGUCAUCCGUCAGGAUGAAACCCCAGAUUGCCAAAGACUUCUCGAGGUCGAUGUCAAAUCAAUUCCUUGCGAGCAGUGCAAGUACCCGGAUGACGAACUUGAAUAUCUCGCUGUGCGGGCUUUCAACCAAGCCCUUAAUUACUUCGCUGAGGGAAAGGAUAAGGAUUGCAAGCGGUGGGCUUCUAAGUCGACUAGACUGGCCGAAGGGAUGGGAGAUCAGAAAGGCGCAAGCCUUGCAGAGGAUUUUCGGGGUCGGCUCAAGACGUGUUUAUCUUGA